This is a messenger RNA of Macrosiphum euphorbiae (potato aphid), 228 nucleotides long. The record is from the annotation of a GenBank genome assembly. Lineage: Eukaryota; Metazoa; Arthropoda; Insecta; Hemiptera; Aphididae.
AUGGUUGACAAAGUCGAUAUUCAUGCAACUGUAAGAGGCGGAGGAGUUUCAGGUAAAGCUGGUGCAAUUCGUUUCGGUAUUUCUUGGAGUUUACGUUCUUUUGUGGACCCUGAAACAGUAGAACGCAUGCGAAUUGCCGGUCUAUUGCAAAAGGACUACCGAAGAAGAGAAAGGAAAAAGCCAGGCCAAGCAAGAGCUAGAAGGAAGUUUACUUGGAAGAAGCGUUAA